CCGCAGCCAAGAAGAUGAGAAGAAAGCCCUAUUACGGACGAGUUUGAUCGAAGGAAAGGAGAUUAAGGGGGACGUGCGACGGAGGCGAUUCGGUGACAACGCCUGAACGGUGAGAGCUAAUCUUGAAGCAAUCGUGCUAUUGGACCGAUUCCCCUAAUCUGCUUAAAUGGAUCUGGAGACUGAAAACCGGCUAGCUGCUCUUCUUAUGAGAGAAGCAGCUGAGUUGCGACGACAGGCUGAAAAGGAAGGUGUUCUUGCAUAUCUUCAACAGCCUAAUAAACGUCAUCGGCCAAAUUCACGCUUCCUCACAGCCACUGUACUUGGGGUACAACAAGCAAAUCGGGCUGUAGAAGUAAAUGAAAUGUGGCGAGUGCGGCAGAAAGAAUUAGAUCUUGAUAAAAGGCGUGAAGGUACAUCUAGAGAUCAAAACUCUGGCGACAGAAGCCGGAGGGAUGGUAGCUCAUCAAGAAGCACUGGAAGGUUUGCCAUGGAUGAUAAUAAUGCUACUCCCUCUGCUUCAUGCUCUAGUAAAGGAGAAACUGACCAUUGCCCAGAAGGUUUAAGGGAUGAAGAGCUUGAGAUGUUUCUAAACUCUAGGACCAAGCGAGGCAGAGGAGCCAUUGGUCCGAGGAUGGACGAGACUGGUCCUUACCUUCCACGCCACUCUGGUGAGGAGCCAAAUACAAGUUCUGACGUAAGCAACCGCCGUGUAUAUGGUCCAGAAAGGCCUGCAUCUCUGAAGUCAUAUGAAUCUUCUGAAGAGGAGGAGGUCCAUGUCAAAAGAGGGAAAAGGGCUAAAAAAUCUCACUCAGGGAGCUCAGACAAGGAGCAUUCUAAGAAGCACAGAUCCAAAGAGAACUCGAAACAUAAGAAAAAGAAGAGGAAGGAAAAAGGAAGCAAGCAUGGCCUCUGAGAUGUAUUCUGAUAUUUGGUAAUUUACAAGAAAGUAUUGCAACUUGCACGUUAUGUGUGCCAAACUGUCAAAUUUCGAUUACACGCAUGCCUGACUGCUUGCUAGAUAUUUUCUGUAACAUCAAAUGCCAUAUAUUUACAGCUAGUGACCUACCCUCUAACCUUGAGUGUCAAUAAAUUGAGUCAUCUCUGAAAAUUCUGGAUAUUCAAA
This is a messenger RNA of Prosopis cineraria, 1123 nucleotides long. RefSeq lists its product as uncharacterized. The coding region runs from base 167 to 913 and encodes 248 amino acids. The transcript is spliced from 4 exons. NCBI's taxonomy places the organism in Eukaryota, Viridiplantae, Streptophyta, Magnoliopsida, Fabales, Fabaceae. The record is from RefSeq and is a predicted model, not a curated record.